AUGGCUUUUCGUGGAUUUUCAGACCCGAGCAACGGGGAUAACCUCUUGUCUUCGGCCAAACAAGAGGACGAGGAUUUGGCCGUGUAUAACUGGGAUGAUGAAGGCGGCUACGGAUAUGAUAUCGGGACACUAGAAGAAGAAGGAGAUGAUAUGAAUGAUGAAACGUUUGGAGGCGGGAAUGUUGGCACGGACUUCCAGUUCGCAAGAACGACGGGAACGUUUGCGCCGGCAUCUCGCGCUCCACCUAAACAAGAGCACAAGCCUGCCCCGAUUUCUUCCCACUUAUCGAGUGCCAGAGUGAUGCCCAAUACCUCCAACAGACCGGCUCCGUCCAUCCACAAAGGGGAAAACACUCUGGAGGCACUAUGGAAAGACAAUUCAGUUUCGUCUGUACUUGGUGGAAUUGUUCCUUCGGGAGGUUCACUGAUGGGAGCGCGUCAUACCCCUCCCACUCAUACGCCGACACCACCGCGACCUACUAAUAUCCCUCCGCCAAGGGCUUCCCAGCCCCGGAUUAUGACUUUGCAAGAGAUCGAGGCUGAGAUGGAAGCUCAAUCUCGUGGUGGAAUUGCUGCCACCCACAGUAUGCCACAGUUCCCGGGUGGCGAAACUUACGCUCCGCCGCCGCGCGCGCCUGUACAGGUGUUGCCCCAAAUACCCAUCCAGUCUGUACCCCAUCCCAGCGAUGGGCACUUUCUACCACAACAGGGAUACGGUUUACAUAUGCCGCGCAAUAGUAUGGAGGGUCUGGUUCCCCAGGAGAUACGCCCUGCCUCGGGAGGACGGCAAGGAUUUCCAGUCGAUGGACAUUUACCACCCGAGCUGCGCCCUGCGGGCGGUACAUCGCCUUAUCACCCGCUGCCAGAGAACACCUUCACUCUGCCGUCCAUGAGGCCAGACAUGGAACUACCGCCCGAAAUCAGACAUGCCGGUGGACGCGUGUUGAUGGAUGUCCCCAUUCUCCCUCCUCACAUGCGAGCAGCGCCCAUGCAGGGCCCUCCUGCGGCAAGGGACCCGUUCUACCCGCCUCAGAAUCAGAUAUUCUCCUUGGACGAGAUCGAGCGCCAGAUGCAAUCUACCCGACUCGGUGGACCUAUGCCUCAACAGCCAAUGCCACAGGGUCCCCUGCACAAUAUCCCGGAUAUGGGACCCAUGCUUGUCCAACAACCUCCGCAUGUUGCUCCCUUCGAGGACUUACACCAACAGGUUAUCCCACAACAGCAGCAGCGACCGGAAAGCGGUCUGUUCAAAGGCGAUAUUGCUGAUCUUCUCGACUUCCCGCCCCUUGGGGGCCAGCCACUUGCAGGCCAUCCUAUGAUCGGAGAACAUCCACCGAAUACCCGUACGCCGGAGCAGAUCAUCGAGCUCUCGGUUGAGAAACGUGCCGCACUCAUGCGCGAUGCACAGGAGAAAAUCAAAGCCACGGAACGGCUCGAAGCGAAACGGCGCCGGAAGGCAGAGAAGCUGGCGCACAUGUCCCGCAGGAACGAACUCAUGUCACAAGGCGACAAGGACUUCAUCACUCGCAUUCAAGUUUCCCAACUUGUCACUGAAGACCCAUAUGCGGACGAUUUCUAUGCUCAGGUCUUUGGUGCCAUCGUUCGCUCUAGGAUGGGGCAGUCUGGUGGCGGAGAGGCCGUCAUCAAGUUUGGCGACGUCGGCGUUGGGAUGGGCAUCGGACGCGGUGCCGGCAGGAGAGAGAAAGCUAUGGAAAGGAUGAGGCAGCAAGUCGAGAAACUCGUGCAGCAUGCUAAGAACAGGGAGAAAGAGAAGGACACUGAUCAAGAAAAGCAUAUUCGUGCACUGGGCAAAUUGACCAGUCGUACUUCUAAGGUCGCACCUAGACCACUGUUGCAGGUCCGGGACAUAAUGGGAUCACCGCCUAUCACGCCUCCCAGCGAUAGAAACAGAGGCACCGACCGUAAAUCUGCCAUGUCGCACCGUGACAUUCUUCUGCGCAUCGAGAAGCUAUACGACAUCGUCUUACAACUUGAGCAGAAGCGGAGGGAAGAGCCGCACGGUGAAGAACAGGAACCACAGAAGCAAGAGUGGGAAAUGGAAUACGCGGCGUUGGUCAAACAUGUCUGGACAGAGCUACAUGUGAUGGAUCCGCUCGACAUUAGUGAUCCUCACCCCGUUAUUGCUCUUCUCGGGCCUGCGAAGGGCAAGAAGCUUCUGCCUCGCAUCCUUCGUCACUUAUCUCAGAAGGAGUCAUUGACUGUCGUGACACUCCUCAUCGCGUGCUUCAGCCAGAUCGAUGUUGUCCGCAAAGCGUACAUUCUGGACAAGCCGGAUAGCCCAGAAAAACUCGAGAUGGAGAAGCAGACAGAAUUGUUCCUAUCGACCAUAUUGCCUGCGUUGAUCUCUGCCCUGAGAAGAGCUGGUCUUCGGCUAGUCAGCGGUUUACUUGGACACUUAAUCACGAGAUGUAAUGUGGCAGAGGUCGCCCGCACAAGACCUGGUCUUGAAUUGUUGACCAUGUUCCUCGCUCAAGCGGAAGGCUUGAAACAUGCGUCCGAACCAGAUGCGCCGUCUGCUGAAGAACUCGAACAGUGGCAGAAGACAUGUACUUCUCUUUUCAGCGCGCUGUCGGGCACCCUCCUUGCGCUCUUCCCUUCUGCUCGCAGGCAUGCCCACCUCCCUUUCGGUACUGCCCAAUAUAUCCGACAAACCGCAGCCGACGAUGUUGCUGAUCAGCCCACUUGGCAAUUCCUCGCGGCAUUGGCUAUCAGUGCCGACAUGGCUGAGCAGCAGCAUCUCGUUGGGGAGCUGCGUGAUAAGGUUUUGGAGAACGUAAUGAGCCAGCGCACAGGCCUUGCGACCACAGAGGAAGAAGCCCGCAUGAAGAUCGACAAUGUAAAUCUGUUCCUGAAUGCGCUUGGUAUCGAUGCAUCACAAAUACAGAUGUGAAUGAUACAUAACUACGGAGUGUUGUAGCAAUUGC
Dacryopinax primogenitus is the source of this 2944-nucleotide messenger RNA. RefSeq lists its product as uncharacterized. Gene Ontology annotation, biological process: deadenylation-dependent decapping of nuclear-transcribed mRNA; P-body assembly. The record is from RefSeq and is a predicted model, not a curated record. Gene Ontology annotation, molecular function: RNA binding. Lineage: Eukaryota; Fungi; Basidiomycota; Dacrymycetes; Dacrymycetales; Dacrymycetaceae. Gene Ontology annotation, cellular component: P-body. The transcript is spliced from 9 exons. The coding region runs from base 1 to 2910 and encodes 969 amino acids.